UUAUCUGAUAUGUUCCUAAUACCUCUUAGCAAGAUGACAUGCAUAAGGAGUCAUAUCAUUACAGGGGAACUUUUGUUUUUCCGCUGAUGCCAUCAAGAGCAAUGGGCCAGGCAGCAGGAAGGUAUAUAAGCAGCACAAUUCAGGCCCAAUCCUGGCCACUCUUCACAGACUCUGCUCACUCAGGAAAAGGGUGUGCAUGUCCUCAGUCUGUGUCCACCAUGGUCCUGUUGCUGCAGGCGUCAGUAUUAAUCCUGCUGCUGGCGUCUCUGCCUGGAUCGCAGUCUUCUCCAUCCCAGCAUCUGUGUGGUUCAAGCCUGGUGGAUGCGCUUUACCUAGUGUGUGGGCCUAGAGGUUUCUUCUACACCAACAGAGGCAGGAGAGACCUGGAGACCUUGCUGGCUUUGCUCUCAAAUUUAGCAGGUUAUGAGGCAGCAGAUGCGGAUCCGCUGAAAGAGAAGGUGAUGAAGAUGAAGAGGGGGAUUGUGGAGCAAUGCUGCCACAGGCCCUGCACCAUCUACCACCUGGAGGACUACUGCAGCUGAACAGCCAGCGCAAUGCAUGUUCAGCUUAGCAAUAAAUGACCAUUACACGCAAGAAAAGUCAUUGUUUGCUUGACAUUUCAAAUGGAAGCUUGUAGUAAAGAUCCACCGAAAGCAACAAUAAAUAAAUUGACUGAAAUACAUGGUGCUUUUCCUUGGCUUGUAGCACCAUCUGCUGGAACAUUUGAUCUUUAACAGAUGAGAAAUCGUGAUCAAUGAAUAAAAUAUCAGUGUUAUGAU
Messenger RNA from Danio rerio (zebrafish), 779 nucleotides. The record is from RefSeq and is a predicted model, not a curated record. Lineage: Eukaryota; Metazoa; Chordata; Actinopteri; Cypriniformes; Danionidae.